AUGAUACCCCCUAGCCACGACGAAGACAACCUCCUUCCCCGGACGCCUGACUUACCUGCGGGAGCGAAUCCCAGGGAGAUCGCUGAACAAUGGAUAUCGCAGUUGAACACCCGGUUGGCAGAUGACUCGCCAGAUCUCUCGGGUCUCCUCCACGAGGACUCCUGGUGGCGAGACAUGCUCGCGUUUGACUGGGACCUCCAUACGCUACGAGGGCUCGACAAGAUCUCGGACUAUGUCGCCAAACACCAACCACGCGCCCUUGUCAGCAAAGUCUGCCUGGCCACGGAACCCGCGCAGGAGCCUGUGCUGGAGACGCCGCGGGAAGGCACUUCCUGGGUGCGGGCCAUAUUCCAUUUCUCGACGUACUGCGGCACAGGCACCGGAGUGGCGUAUUUGACGCUGGACGAGAAUUCAUCCGAGUGGAAAGCAUUCGCAGUCUACACUUCUCUCCAGCAACUGCACGGGCGCGAAGACCGAGCUGGGCGCAACCGCGCCGAGGGAACCACCGAGUCGAUGCCCGGCGGCAUCGCACAGGGGACCUGGAUUGAACGACGGCGUCGGGCGAUGGAGUUCGCGGACGAGGAACCGACCGUGCUCGUGGUGGGCGCCGGGCAGGCAGGACUGAACGUCAGCGCGCGCCUGCAGAGCAUGGGCGUGCCGUGCCUCAUCAUCGAGCAGAACCGGCGCGUGGGCGACAACUGGAGGAAUCGCUAUCGGACGCUGGUGACGCACGACCACGUCAACGUCACGCAUCUCGCCUACCUUCCCUUCCCCGAUACCUGGCCCAAGUACUCGUCCAAGGACAAGCUGGGCGACUGGUUUGAAGCCUACGCCAGCCUCAUGGAGCUGAAUGUCUGGCUUGAGUCGACGAUUCAGUCUGCUGAGUACGACGAGGCUAAGCAGGCCUGGUCUGUUACCGUGCUUCGCAAGGAUAAGGAUCAAGCGCGCGUUGUCCGGCCGUCGCAUGUCAUCUGGUGCACCGGGCAGUUCGAUGUCGAGAAAGUGCCGCAUCUCCCGACUCAGCCGCUCUUCCAGGGGACUGUCUACCACAGCAAGCACCAUCGAGACGCCGCGUUGUUGAAUCCGCGGGGGAAGAAGGUGGUGGUGGUUGGAACCGGCAACACCGGCCACGACAUUGCGCAGGACUUCUACGAGAACGGAGCACAGGUGACGCUCCUCCAGCGCGGGAGCUCGUAUGUGCUGGGCCAGGCAGGGCUGCCGCUGCUGCCGGAGAACGAAUUCGUCGAGGACGCCUCCAUCCCGCUCGAGGUGGUUGACCUGCUCUCCGAGAGUCUGCCGUGGCCGGUCGCUCUGGACCUCCUGCGUGACAAUACCAGGCAGAUCACCGAGGCGGACCGGGACCUCCUCAAAGGCCUGGAGAAGUCCGGGUUCAAGCUGAACCACGGCCCCAGCGGCCAAGGGAUCAUCGGCUUGUUUGCGAAGCGCGGAGGAGGCUACUACAUUGAUUUUGGAUGCAGCCAGCUGAUUGUCGACGGCAAGGUGCAGGUCAAGCAGUGUGCAGAGGGCGUCGUUGGCUUUGACGAGCACCAUCUGCUACUCGGAGACGGCGGGCGCCUGGAGGCAGACAUUGUGGUGCUUGCGACGGGGUACCAUGGGCCCCUCGAGUCGGUGCGCAGGGUGCUGGGACCGGCGGUUGCAGCCCGCUGCAACAAGCAGGUGUGGGGGUUGGACGAGACCGGAGAGUUCCAUUCGGUCUGGCGUCCAAGCGGGCAUCCUGGUUUCUGGUUCAUGGGCGGGAAUCUGGCUCAGACGCGGGUCUAUUCGCGCUUUCUGGCCCUGCAGGUCGCGGCCACGCAUGCUGGCCUGGUUGGUCCCCGUUAA
Messenger RNA from Aspergillus mulundensis, 1842 nucleotides. RefSeq names its product flavin-containing monooxygenase. Bases 1 to 1842 code for a protein of 613 amino acids. The transcript is spliced from 2 exons. NCBI's taxonomy places the organism in Eukaryota, Fungi, Ascomycota, Eurotiomycetes, Eurotiales, Aspergillaceae. Gene Ontology annotation, molecular function: monooxygenase activity; flavin adenine dinucleotide binding. The record is from RefSeq and is a predicted model, not a curated record.